Messenger RNA from Carica papaya (papaya), 1340 nucleotides. RefSeq names its product adenine phosphoribosyl transferase 1 (gene APT1). Gene Ontology annotation, cellular component: cytosol; cytoplasm. The record is from RefSeq and is a predicted model, not a curated record. Gene Ontology annotation, biological process: adenine salvage. NCBI's taxonomy places the organism in Eukaryota, Viridiplantae, Streptophyta, Magnoliopsida, Brassicales, Caricaceae. Gene Ontology annotation, molecular function: adenine phosphoribosyltransferase activity.
AUCCCAACCAGCGCUUUCCGAAAUUGAUUUCCCUCUUUUGUCAGAGAGGGAAGAAUGCAACAAUCUCUGUUUCUAUUUCAUUCACAUAUAUCAUAUCUUCCUCUUUUCACUGCUCCGUUCUCUGUCUCGAUCGCCGCUCGGUCUCCCGCUCAGUUACGCACGCUUCGGCUUCAAAAUUACCGCAGUGUCCUCCCUUGUCUCCAUUCCUCUGGUAAUUUCCCGCCUUUGGAUCCUGUAGUGGGCGGUGACGCGGCGGAAGAUCGACAAAUGGCGGCUGAAGAUGGACAAGACCCUCGACUUGCCAGAAUCUCGUCUGCAAUUCGAGUCAUCCCCGACUUCCCUAAGCCAGGGAUCCUGUUCCAAGAUAUAACGACGUUGCUUCUCGAUGUAAAAGCUUUUAGGGAUACCAUUGAUUUGUUUGUCGAGAGGUAUAAAGGGAAGGAUAUCUCUGUUGUUGCAGGUAUUGAAGCCAGAGGCUUUAUAUUUGGUCCUCCUAUUGCAUUGGCUAUUGGGGCAAAAUUUGUGCCAAUGAGGAAGCCCAACAAGUUGCCUGGGAAGGUUAUUUCCGAAGAGUACUCCUUGGAGUAUGGAACAGACAAAAUAGAGAUGCAUGUCGGUGCUGUUGAACCAGGAGAGCGCGCUCUAGUGAUUGAUGACCUCAUUGCUACUGGUGGUACCUUGUGUGCUGCAAUCAAACUCCUUGAGCGAGUUGGUGUGGAUGUUGUUGAGUGCGCUUGUCUUAUGGAAUUGGCAGAGCUAAAGGGUCGGGAGCGAUUAGGAGACAAGCCAUUAUUUGUUCUCAUAAGCUCUGCAUGACUUCUGUUUUUCAAAAAAUAUGGCCAUGAUUUGUAAGUUCUGCUCAAAGGUUGAUGAAUCCUGAAACUCUUGCUAAAAGGGGAGGUCCGUUGUCUGGUAGUAACAUUUAAACUGAUUAAAUAAGUGCUGAUGUAUUUGUGGACGCAAUGCCCUUUCCUUUUUCUAUUAUCCUUAAAAAACAGUAGUGGGGCUUAUAUUUGUUUCUUUCCAACUGGUGUUGGGUUUGGUUGUUUAGGAGAUGAGAGGUUGUUGGUUGUAGUGCAAUCAUUGCGAAUGGGAAUGCCUAUUUUUUCUUUAGUGCAGGGUUUUGUUAUUUCGUACGAGACACUUGAAGUCAAACUUCCUUUAUCAGGAACUCGUUAUAUACUAUCGAAAGAUCCUGAUUGAGUGAAUUGGCUGAUUGAUAUGCACAUUAUUCACUAUAAGAAUGGAUGUAUAGGAUAUCUAAUUUGCCUCUGUAAUAUGUCAUGAAGAACUGGAGCUAAUGGUUUUCAAUGAAAUAUUGUUGUCAUGGAUGCAAGAAA